Rhodofomes roseus is the source of this 1264-nucleotide messenger RNA. RefSeq lists its product as uncharacterized. The transcript has 4 exons. Gene Ontology annotation, molecular function: zinc ion binding; nucleic acid binding. NCBI's taxonomy places the organism in Eukaryota, Fungi, Basidiomycota, Agaricomycetes, Polyporales, Fomitopsidaceae. The record is from RefSeq and is a predicted model, not a curated record. The coding region runs from base 119 to 1171 and encodes 350 amino acids.
CUUACCUCCGCCAGUCACUGCGACUCACUGAAGUCACUCGCCUAUCUCUUUUAGUCUCACAUCUUAUCAUCUAGCUGGCUCAACUGAUAGCUCUCCGACAUACGUUGGAGUCUCCGCAAUGACGAGAUACACAGACGUCGCCCGCAAGCGCACAUAUGUGCAGGCCGGGCUGAAUUACCGAGAAAACGACCUUGAAGGCGAGGAGCCGGCUUUGGACUCGAAUCAGCCUGCAAGUAAUGGUGGCGACGUAGAAGAUGCAUCUCAGGCAGGCCCGUCAUCUGAGUCCUCGAAGAAGCGACGAAAGAAAGACUCCUCAAACCGAAGAAAAAGCGAGUCCGCGAGUGCCGAAGACGCUGCAAAUGCUGCAGGGGAUUCUCAGGAGAAAAAUGAUCUGGAUGAUGAAGCCGUGGACGGAGAGACACGGGGUGAUGAGAGCGGCGCAGGCAAGGCGGUCGAGGGUGAACGGAAGCGGAGUAGGGGUGCUAUCAGGGCAGAGCGAAGACGCAUAAGAGAUGCACAGGCCCGCAAGGAGGCAUCCGAGCGACGAAGACCGAAGCGAAAGGACCCGCGCACGUCCGACACAGUUUGUUUCGCAUGUAGAGAAAUGGGCCAUGCGGCCCGGGAGUGUACGAAGGCACUGGAGGCUCCUGAAGGGAGCGGCGAUGCGAGCGCAGGAACCGGAGCGAGGAAGAGCGUCGGGAAAAGCGCUGUUGGGAUCUGCUACAGGUGCGGUUCCCGGAAGCACAACCUAUCGAAAUGUGAAGAGCCAGUCGAUCACAUGAACCCUCUACCAUUCGCUUCGUGCUUCGUGUGCUCAGGCAGAGGGCACCUCGCCUCCGCAUGUCCGCAAAAUCAGUCCAAGGGCGUCUACCCGAACGGAGGGUGCUGCAAACUAUGCGGAGAGAUCACACAUCUGGCUAAGGACUGUGGGCUGCGCAAGAAAGCGGACUCCACAACCCCCUCCGUCGUGCUGGGCACUGGCAAGGACGCCGGAGCGGACGAGGACGACUUCCACAUGCUCAAGCGCCGCAACGCCGAGGUCGACCAUUCGGAGAAAGUCGAACAACGGGUCAAGCGGCAGGCGAAGGUCCUCGUCGGCGCUCACUCGGGCAUCGUGAAGUCCUUCGCAAAGCGGACAGCCCCUCCGGCAAAAAAAGUGGUGAGCUUUUGAGCCGAGGCGCCAUAGCAAUACGCACAGUUUCGUCGUGUCAUUGGUUGGAAGCCCAUGCGUAUGCAAUGCAAUGUCGUUGUUCGGUGGCUGUGA